AUGGCACAGACAGAACCCCCUAACGCAAAUCCUGCGACAGAGAACGAAGAUGAGAACUCGGAUGAUGAGUUCCACGAUGCUCAUUUCCCCGCCGAGGAAGAAGCCAAACUCUUAGAGGAAUCAAACGCCUGCAAAGACCAAGCGAACAAACAAUUUGCUGCCGCCGCCUAUUCCGAUGCGAUAUCAACCUACGAUCGUGCCCUGGCAUCCUGCCCGAACUACCUAGACUACGAGAUUGCAGUGUUGAAGAGCAAUAUGUCGGCGUGCUAUUUGAAGCUACAGGACUGGAAGGCUGCUGUUGACUCUGCAACAACAAGCAUCGACUGUCUCGAAAGAUGUCUGCCAAAACCAAUAAAGAAAGCAGAAGAUGGCGAGGCCAAUACCGAACCAGAAAGCAAAGAGGAGGACGCCGUCGUUGAGCUCUCGGGUGAUGACGAGGAAGAGGAAACAAAACAACUUGAGAGGCUCCAGCAAGAAGAUUCUCGUCGGCAAGCUGUGAAGAGAAUUCGCGCCAAGGCACUCAUGAGACGUGCUCGUGCAAAGACAGAGCUAAGCGGAUGGGCCAAUCUACAAGGCGCAGAAGAAGACUACAAGGAGCUCGCGGCCAUGGAUAAUCUUCCACCCUCUGAUCAAAAAAUCGUACAAAAGGGCUUGCGUGAAUUGCCGUCAAGAAUCCAGGUUGCGAAAGAAAAGGAGAUGGGAGAGAUGAUGGGGAAACUAAAGGAUCUUGGAAAUGGUAUAUUAAAGCCAUUUGGGUUGUCGACAGAUAACUUCCAAUUCACCAAGGACGAGGGCACAGGAGGAUAUAGCAUGCAGUUCAACCAGGGCGGACUGAAAUAUGCUUCUUUACAAAAUAGACUAGCUGAUGCAGAGCUGGUUGCUUCCAGAACUACAGAGGAGGGUGUAUUGGAUGCUACCAAGGAUGGGCCAACAACAGCACACCCGCCGAUUGGAUGUGAUCUUGAACUAGGGGCUAUUCAAAAAACCCUUCCAAAGAAAGAUCUGCACCAGUCAGACACAGAAUGUCUCAAUCUGAACAUCGCCGUGCCAGACGGGACAACAUCGACGUCGAAACUGCCAGUUUUACUGUUCAUCCAUGGCGGAGGUUUGGUAAUCGGUGCAAAUUCCUGGCCACAGUUUGAUUGGACACGAGUCAUCAAGUUGUCGAUAGAAAAAGGAGUUCCAAUUGUCGCCGUGGGUAUCAACUACCGUGUUGGCGCAUUUGGUUUCCUCACCUCUGAAGAGCUCCGCUCAGCAGGCUACAAGACUAACAAUGGCCUUCGCGAUCAACGUGUCUCUAUAGACUGGGUGCAUAGACAUAUCGGCGAUUUUGGUGGUGAUCCUGACAAUAUCACGCUUGCAGGCAUGAGCGCCGGCGGAGCAUCUGCCUUGCAACAACUUCACUCCAACACAUCCACGCCUCUUUGCAAACGCGUUCUCUCGAUGAGUGGUACAAAUCUCCUCCUUUCACCCUUGCCCCUUGCAGUACAUGAGCAGGGAUACAAAGCGGCUACUCAAGCUUGGGGCCUUGACGGUUUAUCUCCGGAAAAUCGUGUCAAGGCUAUUCUAGACACUCCUGCGGCAGAGCUCGUUGCGAAAUUGCCUCCUAGUGUACCUAUUGGGCUCGCAGCAGAUGGAGAUGCGAUCCCAACGCCUCCAAACUUUGCUAGCAUCUCUGACAAGUCUUCGUCAGGCUAUCCAAAGGGAAGGAGUUGGUGUAAGGAGAUACUCAUUGGUGAUGCGCAGCAUGAUACUAGUAUAUUUGCAUAUACGAUGGGACAUCAGUCCAAAGACUGUGCUUCAAGGUUUACUUCGGCCCUUAAAGGCGCCCUUUCUGCACACCCCAGUGACGUUAUAUCGCACAUCCUUGAGGCAUAUGGGUUAGCUGCAACAACCCCCGAUGCAGAAGCUUGGCCCCGUGUUCUGGAAUUCUUGAACGAUGUCCACUUCCACGCUGCAGUAUUGGCAUAUGCAGGCGGGUGGCCCGAAGAUGGAACGGCAUAUGUAUACUAUUUCAACGAAACCAACCCGUUCGACGGGCCAUCCAAGGGCCAGUCCUCGCACAUCCUCGACCUCGCUUACUUUUACCAAAACUUCAACGACUUCCUUACUCCAGACCAGCAAGAAGUUGCGCGUGCUUUUGCAGAGGAUCUUCUCAAGUUCGUAUCCGGGAAAGCCCCGUGGGAACCAUGUAAGGACGUUGGAGAAGGGUUUAGGGCUAGAGUGUUUGGACCAAGCAGUAAAGGACAAACACGAAGGGUCAUCAAAGAUGCUUAUGGAGGAGAGAGUCAGAGGAGAAGCGUGUUGCCACAGCUGGUUCAGCAACAGGGUGUGAAAUGGGAUGAACUGGCGGUGGUUUUCCCGAACAUGGCGACCGCGUCCCUGCACCACUCCCAGCUCAAUGCCACCUUCAAUGGCGUGCAAAUACAGUCAACAGGGAUCAAAAUCAAUAAAUUCAAGGGCAUCAAAUACGCUCAUAUCCCAGCUCGAUUUGAAAAAUCGCAACCGGUGUCAGCCGAGGAAUUGAAUGGGCAGACGAUAGAUGCUACACAAUACGGACCGAAAUGCCCCCAGGUUGACAUUGAUGUUCGUCAUUUACUGCGCAUCCCCGAAGAUUAUCAAAUCAAUGAGGAGCCCGAGGACGAAUUCGAGUGUUUGAAUCUUGACGUGACGGUGCCCGCGGGGACGCCUGCUGGUCGUAACUUGCCUGUUUUCAUCUGGAUAUACGGUGGUUCGCAGGCAGUCACAUUCUGCUCCGCUGGAUCGGGUAUAUGUGAUACAACCAAGAUUGUCGGAGACUCAGUAGACGCCAGAAAACCCAUCAUCGCCGUUGUUCCAAAUUAUCGACUCAAUCUUUUCGGGUUUGGAGAUGGCAAGGGAACCGGAGAGAUCAAUCUAUCGCUUAAAGACCAAGCUUUGGCGAUUGACUGGGUCAGGAAGCACAUUUCUGGAUUCGGCGGUGACCCUGAAAAUAUUACCCUUUGCGGAGAAAGCGCAGGAGGCGUCUAUGUCCAUGCCCACUUGAUCACCGGCCCCCCUGUUCGACGAGCUAUUCUCAUGUCCGGCUCUCUGUACCUGACCUCUCCAAUGCCUCAUUCCCUAGGCAAGGGAGUUCUACAAGUCUGCGAGGUGCGGGCCCAAGAACUCGAAGGCAAAUCUCUCCGCGAGUGCAGCCAGAAGAUCUUCAAACAGAUCCUCACCGAAAACAAUCUUUCCCGCUGUUGGAUGCAGGAAGAAGAUGUCCUGGCUGAUUGGGAGACCAAAGCAGAGCAAGUCGAGGAAUUAGUGAUUGGUGACACCGAGUUCGAGUCAGCUAUUUGGCGUCGGGGUAUCGAAACUCUGCCCCCCUCACAGAUUAUCUCCACUUUCACAGAGUCCAAUAGUGAAUGGGGGGAGAAGCUACGCAAAGCAUAUCACAUUGUUCCAGGUCGUCCUACGGCUAGCACAUUAGGGGCUUUGGACUUUGUUCAUGAUGUCAAAUACAGCCUUCCAAUCGAACUCAUAUGCGAAAAGGUUCAGGCUACCAACAAAGACACAAAGGUGUAUCGAUAUCUCGUGGACGAGUCAAACCCAUGGCAACCGUCCGCUCGCGCUCAUCAUGCUGUCGACUUGAUAUUUUUAUUUGGGACGAUGGAUAUAUCGCAUAACCCUACCGCGGAAGAUCUAGGCAAGGAUAUGCGAAGGAGAUGGAUCAACUUUGUCAAUGGGGAUAAACCAUGGGCAGAAUUGUCAACGGGAGCCAGAUUUGCAUUUGGUCCGUAUGGCGAGUGCAAGGAAAUUGACGAGAGACAGUAUGCAGCUAGGAGGAGAGUGCAUGUUUUCAGCUUGUUGAGAGAGGCCGGGGCUGGUGUAUAUGGGCCAAUUGUCAAUAAGUUGAUUGCAGGGAGGAUCAGCUUGCUCAAUUAA
Messenger RNA from Talaromyces rugulosus, 3906 nucleotides. RefSeq lists its product as uncharacterized. The transcript is spliced from 14 exons. Gene Ontology annotation, molecular function: protein binding. Bases 1 to 3906 code for a protein of 1301 amino acids. Lineage: Eukaryota; Fungi; Ascomycota; Eurotiomycetes; Eurotiales; Trichocomaceae. The record is from RefSeq and is a predicted model, not a curated record.